Molecule: messenger RNA, 4783 nt
Organism: Petromyzon marinus (sea lamprey)
Lineage: Eukaryota; Metazoa; Chordata; Hyperoartia; Petromyzontiformes; Petromyzontidae
Gene: MYRF
Product: myelin regulatory factor
Biological process (GO): central nervous system myelin maintenance; protein autoprocessing; positive regulation of DNA-templated transcription
Cellular component (GO): nucleus; endoplasmic reticulum membrane
Molecular function (GO): sequence-specific DNA binding; DNA-binding transcription factor activity
Source: RefSeq, a predicted model, not a curated record
AGGUGAGCAGCGAUUGUUCAUCUUAGGUUAUUAUCCCUCUCUGAACGUGCCACGAACGUGGCUUGAGAAUAGCUUACGCUGUGGACAAACACGGGUGGAAAUUCCACGCAGGAGAGGAGUCUGUCCAUAGAACAACCAUAUGCUGACUUCCCCACGAAGUUGUACCAAUUUUAGCGGCCCAGGAUGGACGGAUGGAUGAUGGGCUGAGUCAACCCCCAAGCCAAUCAGAUUAUGAACUCGCUGUCCCUGUGGUUGGAGUCGUCAAUCACCUCAAGAGAGAGGGAGAGAGACAGAUCUGUUGAGCAGGACUGGCCGACUUCCAGGUCUGCAAUAAACGCAUCUUGAGUUUGUCUUCGGCUGUAAGCGCGUCACCUGAUUGUCUCCUGACGACAGCUCCCCCGUGUCCGUGUGCAGGCCGCGUGACGGGCAUCCCCGGCUCGAUCCAGGGAGGGUGGGGGGACGUGGGGUGGCGACGGUGGUGGUAACCGUGGUGGAGCUGGAGGAGGAGGUGCUGGUGGAGGAGGAGGUGGUGGAGGAGGAGGUGGUGGACGAGCAAAUCGGAGGCCUCGAUGGAUCUGCUCGGAGUGGCCCCGUGACGGACGCCGCUCGCCAUGGACAUUGUCGACGAGAAUGAGGCUCUCAGUCGCUUCUUCGAGAGGACGGGAGCCGGACCAGAAACGGGACAAGACCUGGACAUCUCCAACAUAGACACCUCCAUUCUCGAGCAGUACAUCAACGAAAACGAAGACCUCGGCGUGGCGGAGCUGCCGGCCGGCGCGUCGCACGCCCCCUGCCCGACCCCGGGCCACGCCGGCCACGCCGGCCACGCUGGCGGUGCCGGUGCCGCCACCGCCCCGGCCGGGGCCGCCCCACGCCACGGGGCCCUCGCCGCGGGGGCCUCGCCUCCGGCCGACGGGCUCGCGGCCCGCGGCCUGUGCGGACCUCUCGCUCCGCAGCUGCAGCAGCUGCAGCAGCAGCAGGAGCAGCAGCAGCAGCAGCAGCCUCCGCUACGGCUACUGCCGCCCGGCACCAACAGCAGCCUCCUGGGCCACGGGGAGCUGCGCCGGUUGCACAGCGCCCCCGCCCAGCGCACCGCGCCGUACCGGCCCGGGAAUCUCCCGGAGUCGCCGCCGGACUCCAGCUCGGAGGCCUUCUCUCCGCAGCAGAUGGACGAAACGCGACUCCAGCACCUGACGCCGGACAGCUUCUGCCAAAUGUCGAGCCCCCUGGCUCACCCCCACGUGCACCUGCAGCAGGGAACGCACCCACACGCACACGUCCACGCGCACCUGCGCCAGCAGCAGCAUCAGCAGCAGCAGCAUCUCCAUCAUCAGCCUCAGCCACCGCAGCAACCGCAGCAGCAGCCUCAGCAGCAGCCGCAGCAGCAGCCGCAGCAGCAGCCGCAGCAGCAGCAACCGCAAUACUCCCUCCCGCCCCAAGUCCACAUCUCACCGCACACACAGAUCACGCACCACCCUCACCACAUGAUGCCGCAUCGGACCGCCGCGCCGGCCAUGGCGAUGUCUCUCAACGUGCAGCAGCAGCAGUCGCACGCGGCAAGCCCGGCCGCUUACUACGGCCGGGAGGCGCCAUACGGGCCUCCGGCUUACCCGCCGGCGUCUCAGGGGCCCGGGUGCAACCCUGCACUGGACGUCAACCAUCAGCAGCAGCAGCAGCAGCAGUCGCAUGUCCUGCAGCAGCUGUUGCAGCCGAAUGCUGAUCCGAUGGUCCACCAGGCGAAGAAGAGGAAGUACUCGGACUCUCCCACGAGCACGCUCACGGGGCACAUGCUGAGCAGCCCCAACCCCAUAAAGCAGGAGCCAGGGAUGAUCGGCGACUGCGGCAGCGACGUCUACAGCUACGACUGCGACAGCCUCAACGGCUCCUACCUGGACCCCAGCUACCAGUGCCUCAAGUGGCAGCCAUUCCAGCAGAACAAGUGGUGCUCGCUGCUCGACGGCUCCUGCAAGGAGCUGCUGAUGCCCACGUACCGCGUGGACGCCGACAAGGGCUUCAACUUCUCGGUGCCGGACGACGCGUUCGUGUGCCAGAAGAAGAACCACUUCCAGGUGACGGUGCACGUGGGCAUGCUGGGGCUGCCGCGCUUCGUCAAAGCGCCCGACGGCACCAAGCCCGUCGACUGCUUCUACAUCAAGCUCUACGGGGUCAAGAUGGAGGCCACCAACCAGAGCAUCAACAUCGAGCAGUCACAGUCCGAUCGCAGUAAACGGCCCUUCCACCCAGUCCGGGUGGACCUCCCGGCGGAGCAGAUGACGAAGGUGACGGUGGGGAGGCUCCACUUCAGCGAGACGACGUCCAACAACAUGCGGAAGAAGGGCAAGCCCAACCCGGACCAGCGCUACUUCCUGUUGGUGGUGGCGCUGCAUGCUCACUCGCAGGGACAGGGCCACAUGCUCGCCGCACAGGCCUCCGAGAGGAUCAUCGUGCGGGCGUCGAACCCGGGCCAGUUCGAGAACGACUCGGAGGUGCUGUGGCAGCGCGGUCCGCAGGGCGACACGGUGUUCCACCACGGCCGCGUGGGCGUGAAUACGGAGCGGCCUGACGAGGCCCUCACCGUGCACGGCAACAUCAAGGUGGCCGGCUCCAUCCUGCAGCCGUCGGACGCACGCGCCAAGGAGCACAUCCGCGACGUGGAUACCACGGAGCAGCUCAAGCGGAUAUCGCGGAUGCGUCUCGUCCACUUCCAGUACAAGCCCCAGUUUGCGGAGACGGUCGGCGUGGAGGUGUCACCGCAGACCGGCGUGAUCGCCCAGGAGAUUCAAAGAAUCAUCCCGGAAGCCGUGAAGGAGACCGGAGACAUGGUCUGCAACAAUGGAGAGAGGAUUGAAAACCUCUUGGUGGUCAACCAGGACCGGCUGUUCAUGGAGAACGUGGGAGCCGUGAAGGAGCUGUGCAAGCUCACGGACAACCUGGAGACGCGCAUCGACGAGCUGGAGCGCUGGAGCAAGAAGCUGCACCUGAAGCGGCUCGACAGCAUCAAGUCCAGUGUGAGCGCAGGAACCGUGAGUCAAGGGGGCAGUCAGUUUAGCCGGGCUGGCAGCAACUUCAGCCGAGGGGGCAGCAGCAGCAGCAAAGGCGGCCAUCGAAAACACGGCUCGCUGCCCCACAAGCCUUCAAGCAAGGCCAGUGCCAAGGCUCAGGCUACCCAGCCUCACCCGGGCUGUCUGGGUCAGAGGUUCCUCCAGGGGACGAUCAUCGCGCUCGUGGUCAUCAUGGCAUUCAGUGUGGUGUCCAUGUCGACGCUGUACAUCAUGAGCCUCAAGAGCGGGGGCAACUCGUCUGAAAAAGAAAUCGCCGAUAGCAUUGUGUCGAGCACUUCCAAAUACUGGACGGGCUCACAGCCGGCGACACAACCGCCGGGUAAUUACACCACGCUGCCAAGUCGCGAGCUCCCGUGCAUCGACCUGUGCUUCAACCCCCCCUGCCGGCCAAUGUGCUGCCCGCCACCGACCGCUGCCCCAUCCACGGCCGAUCUCUCAGGCCACAAUCUCACCUCCACCGCCGCGUCCUCCUCCUCCUCCUCGUCGUCGUCGUCCUCAUCAUCCCAAGCCUCCUUGCCCAAGCUCUCCGGUGGCCCGCGCUCCCGCCCGGGCGUUCGGCCCAAGUCGAUGCCGUCUCCCGACGGACCCAACGGUGCCAACGACGCCCUGCCGGCCCGCGCCACCAAAGCGCUCGUCCCUCCGUUCGCACGCCGGCAUGGAGCCGUCGCCCGCGGCGGAGGCGGAGGCUCAACCACGCACGGGAAAGGGCCACCGCUGGGUGGAGGCCUCCUCGACUCGACGGUCGGAGCGGAGAGGCGGCGGUCGCCCGUCCCAAGUCCCGCUCCUGGGUCAACGGUCGACGGCGGAGGCGGGACAAGCGCUCCGGCCAAUCAGACGGCACCGCGGGGUGGGGGCGGAGCCGGGGGGCGGCGGAGGAGGAGGAGCAAGAGGAGGAGGAGGAACGUGGGGGGUGUCGACUGGACUGACACCAGAGCCCGGAGUAUUCAGAUCCUGGAGAGUCAGCUGACUAUCGACACCGACUACUGUGUCGCUGGGGCACCGUGCGGGAAGGGCAACUACACCAUGGUGAUUCCCAUCAGUGGCGAAACCCCGCCCGACCAGCUCAUCAGACUGGAGCUCAACACGUCGGAGCCGCUGCUGAUGUACAUGUGUGACGCGGAGCAGACCGCGCCCUGCCUCGCCAACGUGCCUCAGCCUGAGCUGCUGCGAAGCACGCAGGGCUACCAGCACACCUGGGACCUGCUCGUAGCGCCCUUCUACCGGAGCACUUACCACUUCAGGAUCGUCGUGGUGGGCCUGGCAGACUGCGACACGAGCGGGGGGCAGGCCGAGGCAACCUUCACCGACUACCACUUCGUCUUCCAGCGCAUCUGCACCUGAGCUGCGGGAGGGACGGAGAAACGAAAGCCCAACCGCAGCGCCACGGAACACCAGCUGGGCCCACCAGCUCUCACGGCGGUCUCUCCUCAUGCCUCUCGCCUUGUCCCUUUGUCUCUGUCCGUCCGUCUCUGUCCUUCUGUCUCUGUCCGUGCCCACUAACUACUAGGGCCACAGACACGCUGCAGAUGUUGGGGGUGUGUGCCCCCCACCCCACCCCACCACCGCCUCUGCUCAGCGCUCUUCCCGGUCAUUGUUGGGUUCCUGGGUAGAUGGCCGACACGCCAAGAGCGCCAAUGCCAGCCGGUCUCAGCGAGGGGGCGAACGGUGAGGCCGCUUCGUCUCACCGGUCUCUACUGCGGUGGCAGUGGUGGUAGCGGUGG